GAGUAGGUCUACUCCUGGGUUGUUUAAAGGCUUGUCUCAUGGCGAAAUAGGAGCAGUUCUGACUCUCAGGUUCUCGCAAACACAACGCACACCUUGUUCCAAUAGCGUCUCAUCCCCAAUCUAAAAAAUGUCAGCACUACCCCCACAAAUCGAGACAAUAAAACAUAACGUGUUAAUAUAAGCACGGGUAUUAAAUUAUAUUCGUAAAUAUUGCGUCGAACGAUCUACCAGUUGUGGUGAAGUCGUCAUUCGAGAAGUCAGUCUGGGUCCCGUAGUGGUGGCGAGACAGAUCUGUCUCACAUGGUCGAAAAGACAAGUCUCGCCGUUCAAAAUAAAAAUCCCUCACCCAAGUCUCACAUCCAAAUCUAAAUUUAAUUAAGACCCAGGUCAAAGUCACCUGCUCGAAAACGAUUUUCUCACUUCUUCGAGGGAAAGUAAAGUGCGUCGUUGGGGGAGAAGUGUUAUUCGCAGUGGGGUCUCGUUGCUCCAACUUUCAACGCACGCAAAUCUUGAACAAAGAUGAUACUCACCAGCCUCCUGCUUGUAAGUUUUCUUGGAAGCUGUGAAGCAUUUCCAGAGCCAUUUGACGAUGACGAGUUCUAUGAUGGAGUGGUUUCUCCUUUGAGAGCUUAUGCCACCAACGCUCGAAGUCGCAGAUCUCCCGAAGAUAAAUUUUCUACCAUUAAAGAUGCCGAAAGUCUCAUUCCUUCGAAUUACAGCAUUCAUGAACCACCUCCAACAAACAACAGUGAGCCGACGGGGGUAGAUUUCUCCGUAUUAAUUAUGAAUGUUCGUGACAUCAAGGAACUGAAUGAGGAAUUGAGUCUGGAAAUGAACCUCAGAAUCUAUUGGAAGGACACGAGAUUGUCGCAUUUAGCAGAUAGAAGUGGGGACAAGUUUAUAGUUUUGAACCCCAAACUGGUGGAGUCUAUCUGGAUGCCAGACAUUUUCAUAGAUCAUGUGAAGUCAGUGCAGCAACCAGCCCUGAUAACAAAACCAGCCUCGUUAAGAGUCUACCCCGACAGCAGCGUCCGCUAUUCUGCAAGGAUUACAGUGACAAUGGCUUGUCAAAUGGACUUUCAUUUCUAUCCCGCCGACACCCAACGGUGCAAUGUUGACAUGAAAAGCUAUGCGUAUUCGAGUCAGAUUAUGGCACUGGAUUGGCGUGAAGGAAAAGGAGCACUAUUGGUGGACUUCUUAGAACUUCCAAAUUUUGACGUGGCUUUGGACACAACCCAAAAUUUUAUGGUCAACACUUCAUCAGGAUCGUAUUCGGGAAUUCGAUUCACAAUUCUUCUCAGAAGAAAAUUAAGUUAUCAUCUCAUCCAAACCUACUUACCAAGCACACUUUUCAUCAUUGUAAGUUGGCUGAGCUUCUUGGUGCCUCCUGAGUCUGUUCCCGGAAGAAUGGCCCUGUGCAUGACUACUCUCCUGACAUUAACAGCAAUGUUCUCCGCCGUGCGGCAAAACACACCGAACGUGUCAUACGUCAAGGCUCUCGAUAUCUGGAUGGUGGUCUGCAUUAUAUUCGUUUUCCUUACACUUGUUGAGUACACAGUUUUAUUAAAGUUGCGAUCAAAGAAGACUAAGCCACCACCAAAGAUUAGCAGCACCGUUGCUGCCCUCACUCAAAACGGGACUCAACCAAUGAUUGGUUAUCGGACCUACGGAGAAUUUCCAAGUCUGCAGCACAUCAAGCAGUACGAGUCGUCUCAGAGCAAUGGGGUGGGAGGAGACGUGCGAAGGAGGUCCCCUCCAGAGACGAAUGGACCCACGCCACCGGACCCCACGCCAGUGCCAGCAAAGCCCGUGCCUCCACCACCACCAUCACAACCACCACCUCCACUUCCAGCCCCACCCCCACCAGUGUCUGUGCCACACCCCAUUAUUUCGUCCACGGAGAGGGCUUUGAGCAAGUAUGAGCUGGCUGCAAAGAAAAUUGAGAAAUUCACAUCCAUCGUGAUACCCUCACUUUUCAUAGUCUUUAAUUUCAUUUACUGGCCUUGGCUUAUCGAAAGUGCCAACUACUAUGACCAUCGCAAGUCCUCCACCGUCUAUCAUGCUCUUUAACAAUAAGCUCACAUCACGGUUGACGAUCUAAUAAUUUCUUCGGUCGAAGAAAGAGUAUCAUUUCUUGAGGUGGCGACCCAUUCAAUGGCGUCAUAUUUAUUUUAAUAAAUAGCAUCAGUCAUUGUUUUAAUCUUGGCUCAUCUGCAUUUUUAUGUAUGCAGUAGUACAACCAAUUCUACCUUGCUGAAUAGAAUUUUAAAAGAUUGAGUCAACCGGUUAGCCACCGGAGACUGAAUCGAAAUAAUACUUAAUUAAGCUAAUUAGAGUAAUUAUACCAUUACUAAAUAUUAUGUUGACAGACUUGCAUAUAUCGACGUUAAAGCUAAAAAUGAAUUACUGCAUAAAGUAAGAAACGAGAGAACAAAUAACAUCUUAUUAACAGGAAUCAUUUAUUUAAACAGGUAAAGAUUUAUGUAACAAAAAACACAUCCAACAGUAGUGCAUCACAUUUACAUGUUGCAUACUGUAUAAGUUAUACAUAUAUAUGUAGAGGUCAUUGUUUUUGUGCGGUAAAAAGUUAUUCUUCGUAUGUAGUUGUUAGAGUACGUAGUGUGAUGCCAUAAAAUGAGACUUUAUCGCAAAUUUUGCGCAGGAUAUAUAUAUGUAUCGUUAGAUUAUCUUUUGUAUAUUUUUUGGCUAUAUGCGUCACUAUAUAUUUAAAUGGGUCGAAUGAUUGUGAGCCCAAAUUUGAUUACCGAAAUGUUGGGCAUAUUUAUAUAGUAGUGGAUCGACUUAUUUUGGAAUAUUUAAUUUAAAGAGAAAUGUCGAUGUUGAAUAUGACUUUGUAAUAAAUAAACAAUAAUGAGAAUGCGAA
This is a messenger RNA of Folsomia candida, 2884 nucleotides long. RefSeq names its product gamma-aminobutyric acid receptor subunit rho-2. Gene Ontology annotation, molecular function: transmembrane signaling receptor activity; neurotransmitter receptor activity; extracellular ligand-gated monoatomic ion channel activity. Gene Ontology annotation, cellular component: neuron projection; synapse; membrane. The coding region runs from base 520 to 2070 and encodes 516 amino acids. The record is from RefSeq and is a predicted model, not a curated record. The transcript is spliced from 18 exons. Gene Ontology annotation, biological process: chloride transmembrane transport; signal transduction; nervous system process. Lineage: Eukaryota; Metazoa; Arthropoda; Collembola; Entomobryomorpha; Isotomidae.